Homalodisca vitripennis (glassy-winged sharpshooter) is the source of this 684-nucleotide messenger RNA. RefSeq names its product spectrin beta chain, non-erythrocytic 1-like. The annotation marks the transcript as partial. The transcript is spliced from 4 exons. The record is from RefSeq and is a predicted model, not a curated record. NCBI's taxonomy places the organism in Eukaryota, Metazoa, Arthropoda, Insecta, Hemiptera, Cicadellidae.
UAUCGCGAUAGUCUCUCUCUCCCACGCGCCGACGACUUCGUUGUUCGUCCUUAUAUUUGUUCUGUUUUGGAACACUAUUGUUGUGCGCAAGACCUGUUUGAAUCCGAGCAGUCUUCUAUACACAGUGAAUGAAUUUUAUGAACAGUGAAUACGAUGUGACUAGCGUUGAGCAGUGCAAGUCCUACGAUUGUGUGUGUGCGUGUUGACAUAAGUGUGUGAUAUGUUGUCCGGUGCGGUAAGUGAAAAUGAUCUGGCCAAUGUGUACGCGGCUCGCCGUCCGCGCAACUCCUGUCUACCGAUGUUCUUCCACUAUCGUCGCCCUCGACUGCGUCGUUGGGGUAGUUACGGCUCCUGGACACCUGUGGGAGCGGAGGGAGAGCAGGUGGAUGUCCGCUGUGCCCUGGUGGGUCCUGCAGAGAACUACACCAAACGGAAACACGUGCUGCGGGUCAACACAUUAGCAGGAUCCGAACUGCUGCUACAAGCCGCCGAUGCAGGACAGAUGGCUCGGUGGAUCGAGGCUCUAGAAGAGCAGGCCAACAAUAACAACAGUCAGAAUCUGAGUGGUACCAGUCUAUCUCCGGCCUCUGCGCAGAAAGGUCUGCGUAAACUGACGAGUCUGCGGAACAGAUCACCCACUGGCCAGUCGCCUGUGAAUAAAAACUCGCAAGCCCAGUCAGCAAG